Molecule: messenger RNA, 3738 nt
Organism: Acinonyx jubatus (cheetah)
Lineage: Eukaryota; Metazoa; Chordata; Mammalia; Carnivora; Felidae
Gene: SNTB1
Product: syntrophin beta 1
Exons: 8
Coding region: 374-1969 (531 amino acids)
Cellular component (GO): dystrophin-associated glycoprotein complex; intracellular anatomical structure; synapse
Molecular function (GO): protein binding; structural molecule activity
Source: RefSeq, a predicted model, not a curated record
UCCUGCAUUUCAAGUGAGGAAGUUUCGGACACUCGGGUUAUGCUGACGUCUCAUUCUGAGUUCUUGGGACAGCCUUCUCUCUUAACUUUGCGAGAACCUGGGGCCUCCGUCUGAGUCCACCUGAGAGUCCGUGCGCAAGGGACAGACAGGUCGCUCCACCCCGCCCAGGAUCCGGCGAAGGGGAACGGGCCGGGCUGCGGCUGCUAACUCGCGCCGGGUGCGUGUGUGCGAACUCCCGGAGCGGCGUCCCGCGCCCUGCCUCCGCCCUGCGCGGCGCGCGCUCCUCGCUCCCCGGGCCCGCGGCCUCCCCCGCAGCCCUUCCCCACUUUUCCCCCCUUUGGCAAUCACAUGGCAUUUUAAGAAUGCCGGAAAGAUGGCGGUAGCGGCGGCGGCGGCGGCGGCGGGGCCGAGCGGCGGGGGAGGCGGCCGGGCGCAGCGGAGCGGGCUGCUGGAAGUUUUGGUGCGGGAUCGCUGGCACAAAGUUCUGGUGAACUUGAGCGAGGACGCCCUGGUUCUGAGCUGCGAGGAGGGCGCCGCGGCGUACAACGGCAUCGGGACCGCCACCAAUGGCUCGUUCUGCAGGGGCGCCGGCGGCGCGCAGCCCCCGGACUCGCCCGCCGGGGUCCGCACCGCCUUCACCGACCUGCCCGAGCAGGUGCCCGAGUCCAUCUCCAACCAGAAGCGCGGCGUGAAGGUGCUGAAGCAGGAGCUGGGCGGGCUGGGCAUCAGCAUCAAGGGGGGCAAGGAGAACAAGAUGCCCAUCCUCAUCAGCAAGAUCUUCAAGGGGCUGGCGGCGGACCAGACCCAAGCCCUGUACGUGGGCGACGCCAUCCUGUCGGUGAACGGAGCCGAUCUGCGGGACGCCACCCACGACGAGGCGGUGCAGGCGCUGAAGCGCGCCGGCAAGGAGGUGCUGCUGGAAGUGAAAUACAUGCGAGAAGCCACACCCUAUGUGAAGAAAGGCUCCCCGGUAUCUGAGAUCGGCUGGGAAACACCUCCACCAGAAUCGCCUCGGUUAGGGGGCGGCUCCUCAGACCCUCUGUCCUCGCAGCCCUUCUCCUUCCACCGAGAUCGGAAAAGCAUCCCCCUCAAGAUGUGUUAUGUCACUCGGAGUAUGGCCUUGGCUGACCCUGAGAACAGGCAGCUUGAAAUUCACUCUCCAGAUGCUAAGCACACAGUGAUUCUAAGGAGCAAGGACUCAGCCACUGCCCAGGCCUGGUUCAGUGCCAUCCAUUCCAAUGUUAGUGACCUGCUGACCCAAGUGAUUGCUGAGGUCAGAGAGCAGCUGGGGAAAACAGGCAUUGCUGGGAGCCGAGAGAUCAGGCAUCUGGGCUGGCUUGCAGAUAAGGUGCCCGGGGAGAGUGAGAAACAGUGGAAGCCGGCCCUGGUCGUACUGACCGAGAAGGACCUUUUAAUCUAUGACAGCAUGCCACGGAGGAAGGAAGCCUGGUUCAGCCCAGUUCACACGUACCCUCUUCUUGCCACCAGGCUGGUCCAUUCAGGUCCGGCCAAAGGAUCGCCCCAGGCUGGUGUGGAUCUGUCCUUUGCUACUCGAACAGGCACCAGGCAGGGGAUCGAGACACAUGUCUUCAGGGCCGAGACCAGCAGGGACCUCUCCCAUUGGACGCGGAGCAUCGUACAGGGAUGUCACAACUCGGCAGAACUCGUCACCGAGGUCACCACAGCCUGCACCUACAAAAACCAGGCGUGCUGCCUGACCAUACAUUACGAGAAUGGAUUUUCUAUUACCACGGAACCACAGGAGGGUGCCUUUCCCAAGACCAUCUUACAGUCUCCCUAUGAGAAGCUGAAAAUGUCUUCAGAUGAUGGAAUCAGGAUGCUGUAUUUGGAUUUUGGAGGCAAAGAUGGAGAGAUCCAACUGGACCUUCACUCCUGCCCCAAGCCGAUCGUGUUCAUCAUUCACUCCUUCCUGUCAGCGAAGAUCACAAGACUGGGCUUGGUGGCCUGAGCAGGGGGAUGGCUUGCCUUGGACAGGAGGGCUGCUGUGGGACGUCAGAUCGGCUGCUCGGCGAGCGGGGAGAGGUAGCAUAGCAGGUCUGCCGCGGUCAGCUUUAGAUCCCCGAGUCCUCAGCUGCCCCAGACUUCUCCAUCAGCUUCACCAACUACAAGGGGGUGCCCCAAGAAAAUACCGCAAGGAAUAUCAGGAGAAAAAUUGCUUUUUAGAACGGUAGAAGGGUAAAGAGGUGAGGGCGAAUGGGAAUACAUAAGCAUAGCUUUGAAAUCACGACAAUCAAGUACAUGAACAUUAGAACAGCGUGUGCAGAUCUUAAUCAUACCAGUGUCUAGGCAACUGGUUCACCCAGGUAAGCAAGGGCUGACCAGAUGAGAAAUGGACACAUUGACCUCCCCCACCCCCGAUAACAAUGAUCCCUUGUUUUAGUGUGAUUGAUUGCCUACUUCUAAUUGAGUUGACUUUGCUGGUAAGGAAAGAGAAGUGCUUCAAAUUGGAAACCCACCUUUUACUUAAGUAUGAAGCAGCUGUAAUUUUUUUCUUAAUGAAUUAUCUUUCAGUGAUGUACAAGGAGUCUGAAGUAUUCUCAUUAGCAUAUGCCGAGCAGGAAUUAAAUAAAGCGUCAGAUACUGAUCUGAGCUCUGAGCUGGUGGAAUCUGAGCCAAAGUAGACUGUUUAUAGUGCAGAGCUUUGCAGAAGAGUCGUGUGCUUGAAAGAUGAUUCAUCUGGAGACUGUACUCACACCAAGGUGUGUUAUCUUAGAGCCAAGACGGAUAGCUUUACUUAUAGAAAGCAAAUUAUGGAUAUUUUUUUAAAAGAUUGUCAUUUGAGAUAUAUAUAAACAUACGUGUAUCUCCUAUAUAUAUAACAUACAUACAUAUAUAUAAAACAGCUCACAUGAGAUUAACUAAUUAUCCCCAUUUCGUGGUUUUCAGUGGAAAUACUGAGCAAUUUAUUGACCCUUGUGCCUGCCUGUGCUCGUAUGCAUGCAUUUUCGAACCAAUCAUAGAGCAGCGCAUAUAAUUCUGGACGAUGAUGGGCUUUACGCAUACACCCAGAGUGGUAAUCAAAUCUGUUGACAGCAUCCGCAGCUCUUAGGAAUUCCAGGGAAAUAAUAUAAUGACCUGAUAUUUUUCUACAAGAAUAUUUUCAGACAACAUAGAGCAUAUUUCUGAUUUAAUGCCUUUAUUUUUACCUUUCAAUACAAAUUCAGUAGAAAGACACCAGUAUCAUUUGAUUUUGGAGUCCCUUUCCUCAAACCUUAAAAAUUAGCUCUAGAGGUUCCAUAAGCAUUUGUAACCCUUCUUCCCCCUGUAAUGUACAUAAAGAAAUGUUCUGGAUUGGACCUAUGCGUUUUUGCAGAACUUUUAGCAAAUACCUAUGCAAAGAGCUUUUAAAAGUGAAACGGUCUUAAAGGAAUGUAAUUUUGCCCACCAGAUGUUUAUUGAGUUACAAAGCUGGUUUUAGAUUUGUGUUUCCCAAAGUGUCUGUCAUGUAACGCUAGUUCCAAAGGGCGUCAACAGACGUGUUUUGUUGGGGGAGAAUAAGAGGUUUGUAUGUUAAAGUGUGUUACACACCAAGGUAAGAAACGUUAAACAGAUUUCAUGAUUGUGGGCCCCCUCAAGGGCUUUAAUGUAUACACUGAGAUUCUUCAAGGGGGGACCCGUGUACUAUUCAAACAUUUCUAGAACUCCUUUCUGUCAGGGCAUCUUGUUGAAACUGGUGUUUAAAAAAAACAAAAUAAAACAAAACAAAACAAAACAAAA